AUGGCAGAGCCUCUGAAGGUCGCAGUGCCCUCGAAGCUGAAGCUCUCGGAGCUAGGGUCAAGAAUCAAGAGACUGAUGAUCCUAGUUGCGGAAUAUGAACAGGCGAUCGCACGACUGGGCGACACGAUCGAAGAUGAGUGUAUGUCAUACAUCAAGGCCAGAUGUCAGUACUACCAGACAAAGCUCAGGGCCGAUGAAAAACGAUACAUGACUACGGCGGGAAGGCCUCACAUAGAACGUGUGCCUGAAGACUCUCACGUACCAGUAGUCUCGAUCCCAGAACUAUCACAAGUCAUGUCCACUGAAGCAGAAGCGUUGGGGGAUGUUACCACUAUUGGUCUCUCACUCGUCCAGCUCACCACCAAUCGCGCUGCCUUAGAGCAAGAGCUUCAAAACAUCAGACAAGCGAAGGAACGAAUGCAAACCGAGCCUAUCAAGUCGAUAGAUGCCGUGGAAGACGACAAUGAGAUACAGGACCUCAACAACAUCAUCGAAGAGUAUGGAAACAAAAUCCAAGAGCAUGAGUCCUGGAUCAUCUCCCUUCGUUCGAAGGCGUUGGCAGCGAUAAAAGCGGCGAACCGUGCCGCUAAGAGUGACAUCGAGAUGCCUGGGAUCGGAAGAUGGUCUCCUAUACCUGCACCCGGAACUAUGACUACCACCCCUUUGUCUGCACCCACUAUAGCCACUACUGCACCUACUGCAGCUGAUACCACGUCCAUCACGGUCACCACUGCUCAGGUUGAGGUCGCAGAUAUACCUUCCGAAGUUACAACCGCCGCGAAGGAUCUCCAAGCCAGUACGACUUCGGAUGUCGUAGCCACUGUCCCCAGAAGCACGACUGCUACCAUCAAAGUGGACAAAACACUCUCGAGUAUCACACUGUGUGCGCCAAAAAAGCAAUACGCCAAUGUUGAGAGCGUGGAGCAAACAGAAUUUGCUAUCGGUGACAUCGGCUGGUUUCCCAUUCUGCGCCCCUCACUAUCUGAGUCUUCAUCCGACAUUCACACCGAGUUCGGCUACAUCUGCGCUAAAUCAUAUCCGCUCAUCGUUGUGGAAAUGCUGGAGGAUUGUAUGCUAGGUCUCAUCAUUUCUACAUCAAAUGGAAAUGGCUUGCGUCUAAAAUGUGCUUCUGUCAAAAGCCGAAGUGCUCUCCUCCUUACCGAGUCAUCACAGAAACCCAGCUUUUCCGGCUGGGGCGAGGAACUACAUCCUAGAACUUGGCUUCGGGUCAAAGGCUCCAGCGAAUAUAGCCCUCCCGCAGGCGCUUACGUUGACAUGCUGAACGUGAUCAUGAUACCCUAUGACACAAGAUUUCAGAAAAAAGGGAGUCUGAUGAGCGAGGACUUCCUUGUUCUACAGCAGAUGAGGCUUUCAGCAGUGCUCUCAACAUCCGGAGCUGGAAAAAGAGGAUUCGCGCCAAGGUUUUGGACGUGGUUUGGAGAAUGGUAUGGAAAAUGGUGGAUGGCAGCACGGGAAUGA
Alternaria postmessia is the source of this 1479-nucleotide messenger RNA. RefSeq lists its product as uncharacterized. The record is from RefSeq and is a predicted model, not a curated record. The coding region runs from base 1 to 1479 and encodes 492 amino acids. The transcript has a single exon. Lineage: Eukaryota; Fungi; Ascomycota; Dothideomycetes; Pleosporales; Pleosporaceae.